AUGAAUAUAGAUUACUCCAUAUGCAAUGCUAUUAAGCAUGCUGCCAAUGGAAUUGACAACUCCCUGGUAAUUUAUGAUGUGGGCUGCCAGUGGAAUCUCCACUUUGCAGAAUGCAUUAACAAUUGCUCUGGCUUGAGCCUCCCUGACAACACUGAGAUUGUUGCUGCAGUGGGAAAAUUUCAUCUCAGUGCUCAUAAGCUCCUAUGUUUUGCCAGAUAUAGCCUGAAUUUCAUUGUAGGAGCUGGGCAAGUUGAUGGGGAAAUUCUAGAGACCCUCUGGGCUCCCUUUAACAAGAUUUCUCCAACAGCACGUUCUAUGAGCCAAGCCCACCAUCAAGAAAUUCUAGAUGAUCAUAUGUGGAACUCAAAUUGGAAAAAACUUGUUGGGAUUGGUGAGUGGGUAUAUUUGGAAUAA
Molecule: messenger RNA, 414 nt
Organism: Suillus subaureus
Lineage: Eukaryota; Fungi; Basidiomycota; Agaricomycetes; Boletales; Suillaceae
Exons: 1
Coding region: 1-414 (137 amino acids)
Source: RefSeq, a predicted model, not a curated record